Messenger RNA from Guillardia theta CCMP2712, 933 nucleotides. RefSeq lists its product as hypothetical. Gene Ontology annotation, molecular function: protein binding. The transcript is spliced from 8 exons. Bases 1 to 933 code for a protein of 310 amino acids. The record is from RefSeq and is a predicted model, not a curated record. NCBI's taxonomy places the organism in Eukaryota, Cryptophyceae, Pyrenomonadales, Geminigeraceae.
AUGUCACUCACAGGUCUGAUUCGCAUGUGCGAUGUGGCUGAUGGUACUGUGAUACCUGUAGCUGCAGGUGUAUUCGCGCAGUGGAAACAGGACCAUGAAGCAGUCGGAGCGGAGACUGCAGACAACACGGCUUGGCUCUGGAAUCAGCUGAAAUGCACAUCACUCGGGCCAUGGCUAUCUCGAUCAAGUGGAUCUCUAACAAUCAUGACCGACCGUUCCAGUGCCAUGCUCAAAGGGGCAAGAAAGGACCCGGCGCUUCUCAAUCCCAAGGGCUCUGAUGCGAUAGCUCGGACGCGACAUGACUUUGACAAAGCCAUGUUGGAUUUGCAGAAUGCUAACCCCCUCGAUCAUGAGUAUCUCACCACCAUUGGAUUGUCGGAUGUUCAAUGGAUGCUGGCUGCUGUUGUUCGAGGAGAUCUCAAGUCAGUUCAAGAUGCCCUGAAGGACGGGUCGGACAUCAACAGCUGCGACUGCCAGUGGGGAACAUCUCCUUUGAUGGCUGCUUGUGCUCCAACACAGAGACUCGAGGUGCUUGCUUUCCUGCUUGAAGACAAGAAGUUGGACAAAGAACUGGUGAAUGCGAGAGGGAUGACAGCCCUGCAUCAGGCGGCAUGGUACGGGCAGAACGAGGCAAUUGAGAUGCUGCUGAGAGCUGGGGUGUCUCUUGACAGCACAACACCUGAGGGUCACAGUGCCAUGGACAUUGCCAAGCUGAUGGGGCAUGAAUCCACUUCGAGGCUCUUGGAGGUCGCAAAGCAAGAAGCAGUGAAAGCACUGGCGGAAACCCCGGAGCAGCUGAGACAGAGGCUGAAGCAACAGCACAGCACGAAUGUUCAGAGACGAAUAGUACAACUGCAGAAGAGCUUGGCUUCCAUGACAAGACGCUCACCAGCGGAUUUCAUUCGAGUACGGAAUCUCCGCAUUCACUUGUGA